Cutaneotrichosporon cavernicola is the source of this 420-nucleotide messenger RNA. RefSeq lists its product as uncharacterized. Bases 1 to 420 code for a protein of 139 amino acids. The record is from RefSeq and is a predicted model, not a curated record. NCBI's taxonomy places the organism in Eukaryota, Fungi, Basidiomycota, Tremellomycetes, Trichosporonales, Trichosporonaceae. The transcript has 2 exons.
AUGUACCAAGGCAUCUACUUUGGCAACGACCGGACGUACCGCCAAGCACUCAAGGCUUUAGCGCAGGCUCUAGCGCAGCGCAGGCGGCUUGGCAGCCCCGACGUGCACACCGGGUACGAUGCCGCCAUGAGCCGCGUGCUCAACGAGUCGGCCGGCCUGAUGAGCCCCGACAUAUACACGCAUCUGACCAUGGCCGGCGAGCGCACCAAUCUGACCGACAUCGAGCUCAAGAGUCUGCAGGCGGAAACCGAUGGACUGUUCGACAUGCUCGACAACCUCUCGUCUACAGAGUACCUGGUGAUAGAUGUUAUCGGAGAAGACAUCCAUCUUCAGGUGAGAGCGACGAUGACGAUGGCACUGUGCCUGCUCCCGCGCCGUCCCCGCGCGUCGUCCUGCCCGCCGAGAAGGGCGCUGGGGUAA